Messenger RNA from Gallus gallus (chicken), 5164 nucleotides. It is a transcript of the gene RXFP3, whose product is annotated as relaxin/insulin like family peptide receptor 3. Gene Ontology annotation, cellular component: membrane. Gene Ontology annotation, biological process: G protein-coupled receptor signaling pathway; immune response. Lineage: Eukaryota; Metazoa; Chordata; Aves; Galliformes; Phasianidae. The transcript has a single exon. Gene Ontology annotation, molecular function: G protein-coupled receptor activity. The record is from RefSeq and is a predicted model, not a curated record. The coding region runs from base 90 to 1436 and encodes 448 amino acids.
GAGCGGCACAGCCGCUGCCCGUCGUGCUCCGACGGUUCGCGCACCGGCGCUGGAGGAAGCGGAGCUUCCGCCUCCCCCCCGAGCAUGGGAUGGAUGAGCUCUGCGAGAGCGGCUCCUGCUCGGCAGCCACUGGCAUGAAAGAGGGAGCGGAUCAGGAACCCUGGGACACACCGCUGGGUUUGCUGGAGGACAGCCAGAUGGGUAACAAGAGCAACGUGUCCUUCCUGCAGCUCUUCAAGAACCUCAACUUGGAGCGAGCCGAUGGGAUGCAAGGAGACAGCUCCGACGUGCUGCGAAUUGUCAUCUCCCUGGUGUAUUCCGUGGUGUGUGCCCUGGGACUGGUGGGCAACCUGCUGGUGCUCUACCUGAUGAAAAGCAAGCAAGGCUGGAGGAAGUCCUCUAUCAACCUCUUUGUGACCAGCCUGGCAGUGACUGACUUUCAGUUUGUGCUGACCUUACCCUUCUGGGCUGUGGAGAAUGCACUGGAUUUCAACUGGCUCUUCGGCAAAGCUAUGUGUAAGAUUGUCUCCUAUGUGACAGCCAUGAACAUGUAUGCCAGUGUCUUCUUCCUCACUGCCAUGAGUGUAGCUCGAUAUCGCUCUGUGGCUUCAGCCUUGAAGAACCAGGGGCGAGGUGACCCACUGGGAGGCUGCUGCUCCACCAAGUGGCUUUGUGCGCUCAUCUGGCUGUUGGCAAUCGUGGCUUCUCUGCCCCAAGCUAUUUUCUCCACCACUGCCACCGUCUUUGAUGAUGUCCUCUGCCUUGUCAAGUUCCCUGAGGGCCAAGGCAGCAAUGCACAGUUCUGGCUGGGUCUGUACCAAACCCAAAAAGUGCUGCUGGGCUUCGUGCUGCCUCUGGCCAUCAUCAGCCUCUGCUACUUGCUCCUGGUGCGCUUCAUCAGUGAGAAGCAUGUUGGCAGCACCUGCAGUGGUCCCAGCACCAAGCGCCGCUCUAAAGUGACUAAGUCAGUGUCCAUCGUGGUGUUGUCAUUCUUCUUGUGCUGGCUGCCCAACCAAGCACUCACAACGUGGGGUAUCCUCAUCAAGCUCAAUGUGGUACACUUCAGUGCUGAGUAUUUCCUCUCCCAGGUGUACCUCUUCCCCAUCAGCGUGUGCCUGGCACACUCCAACAGCUGCCUCAACCCCAUCCUCUACUGCCUGAUGCGCAGGGAGUUCCGCAAGGCGCUGAAGAGCCUCCUCUGGAGGAUCACCUCUCCUUCUCUCACCACCAUGCGUCCUUUCACCGACACCACCAAGCCAGAGCAGGAAGAGCAAGCCCUGCACGCCUUGGUGCCUGUCCACCCUGUUGCACCUCCUGCACCUGCAGCUGCAGCUGCAGCUGUCCAGCCAGAGCUGGCUUACUACCCACCUGGGGUGGUGGUGUACAGCAGCCGAUGUGACAUGCUGCCUACUGCCUCCGGGGAGCAACACUACUGAGAUGGCUGUGGGGGUGGGACUGGGAGGGGGUUCUGUGCAGGAUGUGGCCCUGGGACAUUGAAUGCCUGUUACGAACAAGGGGAGGUGAGAUGGGUGAAUGAGGGUGGGAGAAGCUCUUCUGGAGUUGUCUGCUCUUGGAAGCUGUGUGAUGAAAAUUAUCUUGAAAGUGUGCCCCAGAAUGGAGAACAAGAGGAGGAAGGAACACUGUGGUGUGCUAGGGAUCAGGGGGUUUCUGAGAGAUGCUUUCCAGUACUUGCUCCUGUCCUGGCUUCUGCUGGAGCUCCAGCUGUGGGCUCAGCCAGCAAGGGUGAGGCUGGUUGGGGUGAAGCAAGACAUUUCCCACAGCAUCUUGGCAUGAGCAUGAAGGGGCCAGGACAAGCAGGUACAGGGCUCCUGCUUGUUCAGGCUCAGCUCUUCUCUCCCUUCCCAGGGACCAACAAGGGGGGGACAAAGAGCACUGUGCUCAUCUCUGGAUCCUUGCAGGAUCUGCUUUUCCAGCUUCCUCAUCCCUUCUGCUGCUACCAGCAUACGGAGCAGGAAAACAGAUCCUGGACAGCCAAGGAGAAAGCCUGGGACAGGACUUGCAGCUUCACAAAGAGGGGAUCCUUUGGUUGGGUUUGAAGGGAGGAGAGUUGCACCCUACCACCUCCUAGCAUUGUGCUCCCCAGCCCUGCUGAAGUGGGAAACCCACAGCCCCCAGUUCUGAGGCAGAAGUCUGUCCAGGCACAUGGAAACUGCAGGUUCUGCUCUGUACCUCAGACUGUUGGGCAGUUCAUUCCAGGAGAUCAGCACAAUUGUAAAUAAAGGAGAAAAAGGGGAAAAAAAUGAGAUUAUAUCUACUUCAAACUGUUUGCUCCAGGAUACUUCUUAUUUCAGCUAAAACCAACUAUAUAGUUUUGUGUUUGUAAAGGAUCUGCACUGAUAUUUGUCAGAGUUUCAGUUAACUCAAUCUCAAAUCCUAAGCUGUGAGAAGCCCAAGAAGCUGCAGUUCAGCACCCCAGAGAAGGGCAGAGACUUCCUGUCCCAUCUGGUGCUCCAAAGAAACAGCUGGGGAAUAAUUUGGGAUUGAUCUGAAAUGAACUUGUAAAGGCAUGAAAAAAAAAGUACAAUUCCAAGCUGUGAAACUUCUUAUGUUAAGGUCGUAUAUUUUCUAUCUUUAUUUUAUUUUUAGUAUGGUGAAAGAUUUUAAAAGGAAAGGUCAAAGUUGUUUUGUUUUGCUCCUUUUUAGAGGACGGAGAACAUAAUUGUUUUUAUUGUUUUUAGGUUUUUUUUUUUGGUGUUGAUUAAUAUCCAAAACUGCAAAUGGGUUGAAUAUAUGAACACAAUAUUAAAGAAAAAAACAACCCUCUCUGUUUCCACCUUCCUCCCCUGUGGUGUAACUCCAAUGUGUACUUGACUCUGUGAGGGGGGAAGCAUUUCUACAGAGGGUUGUUUGUCACCUCUAAGCACAGAUACAGAGCAAACUCACUAUUUCUGUUUGGAGAAAAGUGCAAUGCCUUUAGUAGCAGUUAUGCCUUGCAGAAUCCUUUAGGUUUGCUGUAAGUGUCAGUAACUCCUGUUGUAAAAUUCCAGUUUGUUCUUGAAGCAGCUGGUUCUGCUUCUUGCAACGAGACACUGUACUUUAAUUCAAGUCAGCAGAGACUUUUGCUGAAGCCUUGGUUGCUUCUAGUGGGGAAGAUGCUGAGAUUUGGAAGGAGCCUGGAGAACAGCAGAAGCAAGCUGGCAGCUGAUGAAUGUAUCUACAAAGAUGCAAAAACUCUGGAAAAAAAUACAAACAAACAAAAAGAUAGAUAUCUGCAGAAGAUCUGGAGCAUUUAAGUACUGUACAAGAAUCGCUCUAAGUUCCUAAAUGCUGACUUGGAUGCCAGUUGAAGUCUGUAGGUACUUAAAAUUUAACUGGAAAAUUUUUUGUGCCUAAAGUCUACUUCUGAGCAUGCCUGAAUCUACUUAAGUUUGUAGCAUUGUUUAUGUUUCAUGGGGAUCCUGCACUCAGGACUGGCUGCUGUGUGCACCAUAAGCCAUGGAGGCAGUUCUGCACCCUGACACAGAACACCCUUUACCAGGCCACACAAAGUGAAGAGGGGAUGUAAGCUUAACUGAUUCUCCCUGUCCCUUAGUCUAGAUGUAUUUCUCCUAUCCUGUCUUUAAUGCAUGUGCAGAUUAUGCUCUUUCCCCUUGCCUUUUUGAGAACUGCAUUAGUGGGUAGAGCUCUUGUCCACAGUAUAGGAAAUGCUGCUUUCCACCUUUCAUAUUCCUGGGAAUGAGUGAAACCCUGGGCUUCUCUCUGGACAUGCUUGAAUCCUCUGGCUUGAAAGUUUCCUGUUGCAUGAGAUGCCCACUGUUACAGGGUCAGAAAGGGAAUGCAAACCACUGACUGACACUUUGCAGCAUAAUGGCAAGGGCAUGAGCCCUAGAGAGGAAGUUUUUUUUUCUCUUGUAGAAAUAAAAACGGAAGGGAAAUUGGAUCCAGGCCUGAAUUCUAGGUUUCACCUUCUCAAGGAUAAUGACUAACUAGCUGACUGAUUGCAUGCUUGUCCUUGCUUCCAGGUCCUGGCUCAGUUAAUGUUUCAGUGCUGUACAUGAUGAGGUGGCUUCUGCAGACUGAGAGCUUUCUGGUCCUACAAAUCCAGUAGUCUAAUGUGUCAAUAGGUUUGUAAGAAAUGCAGUUGGGUUAUGUACAUUCUAGGGAGAAAGCCCUAAUACUUGUGCUAGCAGAUAGUAACAGUGUUGUGUGAGGAAAAGAAUGCCAUGAACACCUUAAUCCAGAGUUCAGAUGGGCCUGAACAUACUUCUGUAAGACAGGAGCAAGUACCUGAGUGAAGUGGAGAAUUGGACCUUGAAGCCACAUCAUUUUCUUGGUGUUUGCUAUUGAACAACGUAGCUUCCUGUGUGGCUUGCUGCAUCUGUAGUUGCUGUUCUCAGAUGCUUUAAUGAUCUCGUGAACUGCAUAGAAAGCUAUCAAAAUAUCUAAAGCAUAGCUUUGAAUUUCAGUAGGUGGUGAAUUGCUUAAAAGAAAUCCUCUGUGGUGAUCAGCAUGACAAAACUCGUGUUUUUGUGGAUGUCAGUGUACACACAGUUUUAUGGCAGCAAAAUAGCACAUAGUUCAGGACAACCCACGGUUAGUACAGAAUCCUAGCAAGAUUUGGUGAUCAGAGAAAGUCUCAGAUGUCUGACCACUGAAGAUACAAAACUCUUUUGUAUGGGAUAUCACUCAAAUAAGAAAGUGUUCUGGGUGUGAUGAGAGGGACCUGACUAUUUCUUUGAAGGUCACCUGUCUUUUAAGCCACUAGGUCUAAGUCACACAUAUGGUAUUUGAAAGAGACACAACCUGCCCACAACUGGUCAAAUGUUGGUUUGUUCCUGACCUGCAGUUCCAGCUACAUAGUUGGCCAGCACGCACAAGCAGAGUGGUUUUGUUCCUCAUGUGUUGUGAAUUGUAACUAUCUGAACAUGAAAUCUGGGCUCUGUUGUGCAGGCAGUGGUGCCAACCUGCAUGCUUUAAAUGCUUGAUGUGCACACAGUGCUGGAAAUGUGACCACAGCAGAAGUUCUUUGUAGCUCCAGCUUUGUGACUGUAUGGUAUAGUGAGUUGUCCUAAGUAAGCAGUAAAUACAACACUCUUCAAGAACACUCUUGUUCCUUCCAAAUGUUUGUGUUUUCAUUUGUAACAAUCAGAAUUUCGUGGACUGAAAUAAACGCAGCUGAAAUAAACAAAAAAGAGUUCUUUAA